Messenger RNA from Bradysia coprophila, 1140 nucleotides. RefSeq names its product lipase member H-like. The record is from RefSeq and is a predicted model, not a curated record. Lineage: Eukaryota; Metazoa; Arthropoda; Insecta; Diptera; Sciaridae. Gene Ontology annotation, biological process: lipid catabolic process. Gene Ontology annotation, molecular function: lipase activity; serine hydrolase activity.
CACAUCAUGAAGCUGUUUGCUCUUGCAUUAAUUGUGGCUUCUGCUGCUGCUAUUCCGUUAAAUCAUACUCGAAAUGUUGACGAAGAGGAUUGGCAACUAGUCCCAGAUUCCAGCGGAAAUAUGCAUCUGGUCGAUAUCCGAAGCAACGAUAAUCAGGAGAUAACACCACUAUUCAAUGCAUUCAACGAUGCUGUGUUCCGUUUAUUCACCAGAAGCAAUCCAACGUCACCUCAAUUUAUCCAAAUAAAUAAUAAUGGUCAGCUUAUCAACAGUCACUUUAAUGUUAAUCAUCAGACGCGAUUUCACAUUCACGGGUGGAACGGAGGCGGACAUGAUGGUACCGGUUCGGUGCUGAGGAACGCGUACUUGAAUCGUGGCGAUUUCAAUUUCUUCACUUUAGACUGGGGAUUGGGAGCAGGUACACCAAAUUAUAUUCUUGCACGAAAUCGCGUAAAUGAAGUUGGUCAUGUUCUUGCGCAAUUUGUUGAUUUCUUAAACGUUAACGGUUUACCUCAUUCGAGAGUUGGAUUAUUGGGUCACUCGUUAGGAGCACACGUGGCUGGAGCGGCAGGAAAACGAACAACGCGAGGAAGAGUGGAAUUCAUAGUCGGCUUAGAUGCGGCCGGACCUCUCUUCUCUCUUGAUGAUCCAGUGAACAGGAUUCAUCAUACAGAUGCUAAUUAUGUGGAGGCAAUUAUAACAGAUGGUGGUAGACUCGGAUUCCAACAUCCCAUUGCACAUGCCAAUUUUUAUCCAAAUUGGGGCACUAGUCAGCCGGGGUGUGGCGUAGAUCUAACUGGACAAUGUGGUCACAGUCUAGUAAGGCCAUUAAUGGCAGAGUCAGUCAAUCCAAUGCAAAUUUUUGGCGCUAUUCGGUGCAGAGAUUUAGACGAUAUUCGCAAUAGAAAUUGCGUAGUGAGCGGUACAAGUAGACGUAUGGGAGGAGAGCCUGUUCAAGAUGGACCUGGGAUUGUUGGAAGUGUAUAUUUCUUGACAACAAAUGGUGCUUCACCGUUCGCUCACGGACCGAGAUAAGCUUAAAUGAAUAGACGGCUAAUCAUUUGCUAUCGACCAAAUUAACCAAUGAGGUCAUCUAACGUGCCGUGAUGUUAUAGCAAAAUACAUUUUUGAACGGAUGAA